UAUUGUUGUUACUCGGGUCGGAUUUGACAAGAGUAUAAAAAUGGCGGUGAUGUGAAAUGGCAGGACGACGGUCUGUUCUAGCGAGCGUUGAAUCCUUAUCAGGAUCUCUCGGGAAUCAGCACAACAGCACGCCGAUUACCAGCAGCUUGACGAGCAGCAGCCCCGUUGGCGGCAAUGCCAUUGUCAGCUCCGAUCCGCUACAAGAGUUGUUUGACGCCUGCAAGAAUGGAGAUUUACCACGUAUCAAGAAACUGGUAACCCAAAAAACUGUCAACGCUAGAGAUACUUCGGGGAGAAAAUCAACGCCUUUGCAUUUUGCUGCUGGGUACGGUAGGAGAGAAAUCGUCGAGUUUUUGCUGUCAGCUGGUGCUUCAAUCCAGGCGAGGGAUGACGGUGGCCUGCAUCCUCUUCAUAAUGCCUGCUCCUUCGGGCACUGCGAUGUUGUGAGACUUCUUCUGGAGGCGGGGGCUAAUCCUAAUACUCGGGACAAUUGGAAUUAUACUCCGUUGCAUGAAGCUGCGAUCAAGGGAAAAAUCGACGUGUGCAUCGCGUUACUCCAACACGGAGCAGACCCGAACAUCCGUAACACAGAAGGCAAAACAGCCUUGGAACUCGCGGACCCUUCCACCACAAAGCCCGUCCUCACAGGAGAGUACCGCAAAGACGAGUUACUCGAAGCAGCUCGUUCGGGUAACGAAGAGAAGUUGCUCCAGCUCCUAAACCCCCUUAACGUGAACUGCCACGCAAGUGACGGUCGUCGUUCGACGCCUUUGCACCUAGCAGCGGGUUACAACCGCGCACGAGUGGUGCAAAUCCUGCUGCAAAAUGGCGCAGACGUCCACGCAAAAGACAAAGGCGGCCUGGUUCCUUUGCACAACGCUUGCAGUUACGGGCACUUCGAAGUAACCGAAGCCCUUCUGAAGCACGGCGCAGCGGUGAACGCCAGCGACCUCUGGGCGUUCACGCCUCUGCACGAAGCAGCUAGCAAAUCCCGAGCAGAAGUUUGUUCUUUGUUGCUAAGCGAGGGCGCUGACCCGACUCAAUUAAACUGCCACGGCAAGAGCGCGAUAGACGUCGCGCCUACUCUAGACCUCCAGGAGAGGCUCGCCUACGAAUACAAAGGCCACUGCCUCCUCGACGCCUGUCGGCAAGCAGACCCUGCUAAAUUUAAAAAAUACCUCACCCCUGAUUUGGUUAACUUCAAACACCCCUUCACCGGCGACACUGCCCUCCACAUCGCCGUGUCAGUGUCCUCUCCAGGGAACGCUUCUCCCUCGGCAUUUAACCCCAAGCGCAAGCAAAUCAUCGAAACUUUAAUCAGAAAAAACGCGGCUGUUAACGAAAAGAACAAAGAUUUCCUCACGCCGCUUCACGUAGCAGCAGAUAGAUCUUACUUCGAAGCGAUGGAGAUCUUGCUGAGGAACAACGCGAGGGUCAACGCGUUAGAUAACCUAGGCCAGACCGCUCUGCACCGCGUUGCAAGAGAAAAUAACCUCCAGGCGGCGAAAAUCCUCCUGGCUUACAACGCAGACACGACCAUCAUCAGCCUUCAUGGCUACACUGCGGCGCAGCUUGCUUCCGACAACGUCGCACAGCUCCUGGAGAAUCCUCCAAGCAACAGCUGUUUGUCUGACGUUCAACUCCUGGAAGCUUCCAAGGCUGGAGACCUUGCUGCGGUUGAACGAAUUUUGAACGCCAAUCCCCUGGCUGUUAACUGCAGAGACCUGGAUGGAAGACACUCAACCCCUUUGCAUUUUGCUGCGGGGUACAAUAGAGUCCCUGUGGUUGAGUUUCUGCUCGCUCAUGGCGCUGAUGUUCAUGCUAAAGACAAGGGAGGGUUAGUGCCACUUCAUAAUGCUUGCAGUUAUGGACACUAUGAGGUCACGGAAUUGUUGGUCAAGCAUGGAGCUUCGGUUAAUGUUGCGGAUUUGUGGAAGUUUACUCCGCUUCAUGAAGCUGCGGCGAAGGGGAAGUAUGAGAUUGUUAGGCUGCUUCUGAGGCAUGGAGCGGAUGCUGGGAAGAAGAAUAGGGAUAAUGCUACGCCACUGGAUUUGGUUAGAGAGGGAGAUCAGGAUGUGGCGGAUUUGCUGAGGGGGAACAGUGCGUUAUUGGAUGCUGCGAAGAAAGGAAAUUUGGGGAGGGUUCAGAAGUUACUUACUGCGGAGAAUAUUAAUUGCAGGGACGCUCAAGGACGGAACAGUACCCCACUGCACCUAGCGGCGGGUUACAACAACCUAGAAGUAGCAGAAUACUUAUUAGAACGUGGCGCAGACGUAAACGCCCAAGACAAAGGCGGACUAAUUCCUCUGCACAACGCGAGCAGCUACGGCCACCUGGACAUCGCAGCGUUGCUGAUAAAAUACAACACUGUGGUCAACGCAACAGACAAAUGGGGUUUCACACCUCUUCACGAAGCUGCGCAGAAGGGAAGAACACAACUAUGCGCACUGCUGCUGGCGCAUGGUGCGGAUCCGUUCCUAAAGAACCAAGAAGGUCAGAGCCCAAUAGACUUAUCCAGUGCGGAGGACGUAAGAUGUCUGCUCCAAGAUGCAAUGGCCUCGCAGCAGAUUGUUCCAGGAACCGUGAUGAACCUGACCGGUUCCUUGAUCAGACAAUCGGGUUCCUCUAUCACCUCCACGCCGAGUUCUCCCACUCCAUCUGCGUUGCAUGAGACUGUGAUCAUGCCCUCUGGAGCGGCGAUGACGCUCUGUGUUCCACUGCCCAGUUCCAGGAACAUAAACACAGAACUGACUCCGGUUCCGCUGUUGGAGACCUGGCUGGACAAGGAAGACCGAGGGGUUACUAAUAUUGGCGGGUUCCUCAAGAGCUUGGGGCUGGAACAUCUUCUGGAACUGUUCGACCGGGAACAGAUCACGUUGGACAUCCUUGCGGAGAUGGGACAUGAAGAUCUUAAGCAGGUCGGAGUGACUGCAUACGGGUACAGACACAAAUUAAUAAAAGGAAUGGACAAACUUUUAAACUCAGCGACAACUCUGUGGCAACCUUCGCUGAGUUCAACUCCAGGAACAUUAUUAGUUGACCUUUUAGUGGACGACAAAGAAUUCCUGGCCGUGGAGGAGGAAAUGCAGAGCGGAAUUCGCGAGCACCGAGAUAAUGGUCACUCUGGAGGGAUCUUCUCCAGGUAUAACAUCGUGAGGAUCCAGAAGGUCCAGAACCGGAAGCUCUGGGAGCGAUACGCUCACAGGAGACAGGAAGUCGCUGAGGAAGUCAUCGCAGCGGGUCCUUGUGGCUCUCCUCCGUCGGGUUCCGGCGCUAGUAGAGCGACCCCCACUCCUGCGACGACGAUUCCUCAGGCUAAUGAGAGGAUGCUAUUCCACGGGAGUUCCUUUAUCAAUGCUAUUGUCCAGAAAGGGUUUGACGAGAGGCAUGCCUACAUUGGGGGCAUGUUUGGCGCCGGGAUUUACUUCGCGGAACACAGCAGUAAGAGCAAUCAGUAUGUCUAUGGGAUUUGUGGAGGCACCGGAUGUCCUGCUCAUAAGGAUCGCUCUUGUUAUAUUUGUCAUAGACACUUGUUGCUCUGCCGAGUGACCCUAGGAAAAUCAUUCCUUCAAUUUUCCGCGAUGAAGAUGGCGCACGCACCACCGGGUCACCACAGCGUGAUGGGCAAGCCGUCUCAAGGCGGCCUGGCCUUCCCGGAGUACGUGGUCUACCGAGGCGAGCAAGCGUACCCCGAGUAUCUUAUCACCUACCAGAUAGUCCGUCCGCAGGAGUCUAGCAGCCUCGCAGGCGCCCCGGAUAGCGAGCCCGACGCCUCCAGGUGAGAGCAGACCCUGGCCCGGCUCAGGCGUCUCUGCUGCUGCCAGAAGCCCCAGGAGCCGGCACCGAGCCAACGCAAGCCGCAAGCCAGCUACGCUUUUAAACUAUAAUUAAUAAA
Cotesia glomerata is the source of this 3895-nucleotide messenger RNA. RefSeq names its product poly [ADP-ribose] polymerase tankyrase (gene Tnks). The transcript has 6 exons. Lineage: Eukaryota; Metazoa; Arthropoda; Insecta; Hymenoptera; Braconidae. The record is from RefSeq and is a predicted model, not a curated record. Gene Ontology annotation, cellular component: cytoplasm; nucleus. Gene Ontology annotation, molecular function: protein binding; NAD+ poly-ADP-ribosyltransferase activity. Bases 57 to 3782 code for a protein of 1241 amino acids.